This is a messenger RNA of Aspergillus terreus NIH2624, 1380 nucleotides long. RefSeq names its product glycoside hydrolase family 71 protein. Gene Ontology annotation, biological process: mating projection tip cell wall disassembly. Gene Ontology annotation, molecular function: glucan endo-1,3-alpha-glucosidase activity. The transcript is spliced from 5 exons. The record is from RefSeq and is a predicted model, not a curated record. Lineage: Eukaryota; Fungi; Ascomycota; Eurotiomycetes; Eurotiales; Aspergillaceae. Bases 1 to 1380 code for a protein of 459 amino acids.
AUGCGGACUACCUUCUUCUUGACGGCAUGUUUUAUGCUCUUGUCUAUCAUACAAGCCCUACCCAGCCAUGAUAGAGCUCCCGUCCAGCGACGUGCGGUCGAGCGUCUAGUCUUUGCUCAUUUCAUGAUCGGAAUCACCAGCAACCGCAACAGCGCCGCCGACUAUGACGCCGACAUGAAGAACGCAAAAGCCGCCGGUAUUGACGCCUUCGCCCUCAACAUCGGCGUGGACCCAUACACCGACCAGCAACUGCAGCUGGCCUACCAGUCCGCCGCCAACAACGACAUGAAGGUCUUCAUCUCCUUCGACUUCAACUGGUGGCAGACCAGCCAGGCAGCCCAGGUCGGCCAGAAAAUCGCCCAGUACGCCAAGCUGCCGGCCCAGCUCAUGGUCGACAACAAAGUGUUUGUCUCGUCGUUCGCAGGCGACGGCCUAGACGUCGCCGCCAUGCGCUCGGCUGCCGGCGUCCCCGUCUUCUUCGCGCCAAACUUCCACCCGGAGAUGGGCACCGAUAUGGGGCCCGUGGACGGCCUGCUGAAUUGGAUGGCGUGGCCGAAUAAUGGCAACAACAAGGCGCCGACCGCAGGCCACAACGUCUCCGUCCAGACGGGCGAUGACGCCUAUGUCAAGGCCCUGGGAGGGAAGCCAUACGUUGCACCCGCCUCGCCGUGGUUCUUCACCCACUUCGGGCCAGAGGUCUCCUACAGCAAGAACUGGGCGUUCCCCUCCGACCUCCUCUGGUACAACCGCUGGAACGACAUCCUCAAGCUAGGCCCGCGCUUCGUCGAGAUCGUCACCUGGAACGACUACGGCGAGUCGCACUACAUCGGGCGGCUGGACUCGCCUCACACCGACGACGGCGCCUCCAAAUGGGUCAACGACAUGCCCCACGAAGGCUGGCUUGAAAUCUCCAAGCCCUUCAUCGCCGCCUACAAGGCCGGCGCCGCCGCCCCCACCGACUUCAUCAAGGACGACUCCCUCGUCUACUGGUACCGCCCGGCGCCGCGCGGCGCCAACUGCGACUCCACCGAUACCUGCAUGGUGCCGGCGAACAACGGCAGCGGGAACUACUUCAUCGGCCGGCCCGACGGCUGGGAGGCCAUGGAGGACGCGGUGUUUGUCGUGUCGCUGCUCAAGGCGCCGGCGAAGAUUCAGGUGACGUCCGGGGCGAACUCGCAGACGCUUGAGGCGCCAGCGGGCGCGGCGGCGUUUCAGGUGCCCAUGGGCGUUGGGAAGCAGAGCUUUUCGGUUGUGCGGGAUGGGCGGACCGUGCUGGAGGGGACGAGUCCGAAGGAUAUCGUUGAUGGGUGUGUGUGCGGGUUGUAUAAUUUCAAUGCGUUUGGUAUGCAUCCAACAACAGGGUCGGUUUCUUCGUGCUAA